Messenger RNA from Perca flavescens (yellow perch), 3265 nucleotides. Its product is annotated as T-cell surface glycoprotein CD3 epsilon chain. Gene Ontology annotation, biological process: positive thymic T cell selection; cell surface receptor signaling pathway. The coding region runs from base 1621 to 2145 and encodes 174 amino acids. The transcript is spliced from 5 exons. Gene Ontology annotation, molecular function: transmembrane signaling receptor activity. Gene Ontology annotation, cellular component: external side of plasma membrane; alpha-beta T cell receptor complex. NCBI's taxonomy places the organism in Eukaryota, Metazoa, Chordata, Actinopteri, Perciformes, Percidae. The record is from RefSeq and is a predicted model, not a curated record.
CAAAACUGUUUUGGUGGUCAUAUAUUAAAAAACAUGUUUUACUGAGACCUCAUUCAUAACAAUAGGGACAACCAACCCCGCGAUGGGGUUGGUUGUCACAAUGUGUCAGAGAGUCUUUGAUGGUUAAUUACUUCUUGUUACAAUAGGUUGUGACAAUAAAAGGGAUACAAAUUUCAAGGCAAUAUAUUAAGCUUUCAUUCAAUGUAGGAAUAACUAUUGAAAGAUGUUUUUUUGAUGAGCAAAUUAAACAAGAGUAAAAAGCGUGACAACCAUCCUCGGUCUCCUUAAUGAAACAUUUAAGGCACUUAUGCCUCUUUAUGAUAUGACAUAUUAUGACUUCAUAUUGUGGGAUAUGGUAUGGUUUUGACAUUUUAUGUGUAAUCUAUGUUGAGACCUCCCGGGUCAAAUUGUAUUCAUAAUUGAUUUGACUUUAAUUGUCAAAAACAAGCAAGUCAAUUAAAUAAAAUGAGUUUGUCAGAAAAACAACAUGGUUAAAUAGAAAUUCCUUUUACCAAUUAAAUAAAUGAUAACCCAGUGAACUGACUGAUUACCGGUUUGAACCACUUGGGGGCAGAGUUGCACUCUGAUGUACACUACCUUUGUAGUUUAGGCUGAAGCCUGUCAGUAAAAGAUCAAACAGGCUGGUAUUUAGUUCUCAACUUUUAUGGCUGACGUGUUUUUUUAAAGCUGGAAGUUAAAUGUCACUGAGUUAGAAUGUGUAACUGUGAAAUGACAAGUGCAUUUAAUGUUAUGUUGACUUCACAAAGGUGUAUAAUCAAUGUAGAAUCUCAAUAGUCAACCUAGACAACGGAUCAGAUCGGCCACGUUUAUGGGCAUCUCGUUUUUGACCUUUUUACAUAUGACUGCUACAUGUCAGCUUUAUAACUUGCAAACAUAUAAGUUCAUGAUGAACUGAAAAAUAAGCAGUAAAAUGAUCAAUCAGCAUCUGGUACCACUUUCAAAUAAACAUUUUAAAUAGCCUACACAUUCAAUAGCCUACUAUUCAUGCAAAAGUUAAAUUAUCAAAAUGAGUUGUUCUACUGUACAAAGCUUAACAGCCUUGACAUCAGAGUGUAUUAUAUAUUAUUUACAGUAACACUCAGUUCUUGAUUCGUAUCACCUACUGUAGACUACUGUUAAGAUGUAUUAAGGGAAAUGCAUAUAAAACAUGUACAAAUGCAGUUUUACCUCAACACUACAAACAUGAGCCAUACGAAUUAUUGCUGAAUCAAAUCAUAAAGUCAAGUCCAGCUUGAUUGCACAGAUACAAAGCACUAUGUGUAAUGCAUUUUGAGUUUCUAGCAAAAAAAAUCAAUCAGGACUCACAUAAAGGAGUAUUUCUAUGCACCAUAUUUACUCAGUUUGAGGUUUAACCGUGAGAUCAUCUUCAAAAAAUGCUUCCUGUGGGGCGUGUGUGUGUGUGUGUGUGUGUGUGUGUGUGUGUGCUAGAGAGAGAGCGAGUCAGAGGGAGAACCACCACGUCUACUUCUUUUAAUCUGUUAGUCUUAUUGAACAGGCAGCGUAGUGGUUUUUAAUAUCUUGUAGUGAAUAGACAAACCUGAUCUAUAGAGUAAAACGCUCAAGAAACAACAAACAAAAAACAGAGUUUGUCUUAAGAAAAUGAACAGCAUGGGUGUUCGGGCCACGCUCGCCGUCCUCCUCCUGUUCAUAGCUACUGUGAAGGCUGCUGAAGGAGGAGUAACAUUCUGGAGAGAACAUUUCACAAUGACCUGUCCUGAAAAUGGGACAUGGUACAGGAAAGAAGAUCAAAUUCAUGUUGGACAGACAUACACAGAAGUUUAUAACGGCAAUUCCAAAGGCGAAUACCGCUGUGAAUACAAUGAUCCAAAAAAGACAUAUUAUUUCUUCGUGAAGGGGAAGGCGUGUGAAAACUGCUUUGAGCUGGACUCGUUUGUGGUUGGGCUGGCCAUUGUUGUGGACGUGUUGGGGACAGCAUUUGUGAUGAUGGUCAUUUACAGGUACACCAAGAAGAAAUACUCAGCUGGACCUAGUCAAGCUUCCAAAGCUCCUGCUCGUCCAGCAGGCCACCACACGGGUCCACCUCCCCCACAACCUGACUAUGAGCCACUGAAUCCUCACACUCGCAAUAAUGGGGCUUAUGAUGUCGUGAACAGGACGGGAUAAAGUCAAGUCAUCUGUCUGCUCUGGGUCACUGGUUAAAAGGCUGCUCAUGCGAAGGCGACAUUCAUAAAAAACAUACACGAACAUCAGUCAUGCUCCCAGUUGCAUGCAUACAUUGGCUUUUGCUCUCUUGGAUUUCGAGGGUCGCUUGACCCAAAUGGCAAAAAAAACAAAUUUUCUCACUUAAGCCUUGUAUUACAUAGCCAGGCAAUGUAGUUCAGGUUUAAGUUGUCCAGGUAUGGUGCCACCACCGUGGUACAACAGAGCUGAAUGGUAUUUCAUUUGGGAUCCUCGCAGUAUUUAAAGAUUAAAAAUACAUUAAAAAACUACUUAAUGACUACUUUCUUACUGUCUUCCAAAGAAAUAGUCCACAUGAAAACUGUUGACAGUGUAUAUAGUGGAUAAUUCUGAUAAGCAGGUCUGUUGGUUCUGUGUGUUGCCGUACAUGAGUAUUUCCCAACCUCAGGGUACUUUUGCUUAAUAUACAUAAUGUACAGAGAAUAUUCUUUUGAUAUUGUCAACUGGUGUUGGCCUUAAAUGAUAUGAUGAAGCAUUGAGAUCAUAGUUAAAAGUGCUGUUAUACUGGGCUGCAUUAUAUUCAGAGGUGUUUCUAAUAUCCUUCCCUUCUCAUGUAUGUAAAUAGAGAGAUUCAUUAACUAGAAUUUAACCUAGGACCUCACUAAUAAACAUAAUUGACUUAACACAUUUUCAACGUCCCAAAAAUGUAAUAUUAUCAGCGUCGUUAAGAUAGAAUUUAUGGCAGAGCUGCUGGAUUUCAUUAGAUUGUACAGGUUUACUGAGUCUAUGCAGUAUGUGUUUUUUUAGUGUACUGACUCUGAUAUAUUCAGCGUUGGUCGAGAGUCUAAUUUACAAUAGUGUCAUAGAUUAAAAAAAUCACAUUGUCGUGUCAAAUAGAGAAAAUACAUGUUUUCUGUACAUAUAUGUUUCUGUUAUGUUGUCAGACAUGUAAAACAUUUCUGCACAAACUCAUUUUGCUCAUCACAUCAAGUCGCUUACUGCGUUUUCUUGUCUGCUUUUCCGAUCUAAUCUGUUGUGUAAAUCUCCUUGUUACUGCAAUGGACACACACAUGUGUCACUGAUGAAUAAACCACAGUCAGCAGUG